GCGCCGUCCGCUUGCGUCGCCCGCGCAGAACCAGCUCCCUGAGCCGCCCGGGCGGCGGGCAAGGGGCGAGCGGGCUUAGGCGAGUCCCAAGAGGCGCAGGCCUGGCCCGGGCCCCGCAGGUCUGCGUGUCUGUUCCCAGCACUCUGCAAGGCCAGAAAAGGAGGAGGAACCUGUCCAGAAUCCCUGCAGGACAAGAAAAGGAGGGAAAAUCUCAACAUGGAAAAACUCUGCAAGGAAAAUGAAGGAAAGCCGGAAAGUGAGGGAAAGCCAGAGGAUGAAGUAGAGCCUGACAAUGAAGGAAAGUCGGAUGAGGAAGAAAAACCAGAAGUGGAGGGGAAGUCAGCACAUGAGGGAAAGCUCCAGAACGAGGGGCAACCAGAAGAUGAGGGGAAACCAGAAGACGAGGGGAAGCAAGAGAAGCAGGGCAAGUCCGCAGAUGAGGGAAAACCACCGGGCGAGGGCACGAUGGAGUCCCAGGCAAAGCCAGAGAGUGAGCCACGGGCUGCCGAAAAGCGCCCUGCUGAAGAUUACGUACCCCGGAAAGCCAAAAGGAAAACAGACAGGGUGACAGAGGAUUCCCCCAAGGACUAUGAGGAGGACUUACAGGAAAGGCAUUUGGGCAGUGAGGAGAUGAUGAGAGAAGGUGGAGACCUGUCCAGGGCUCAGGAAGAGCUAAGGAAAAGACAGAAAAUGGGUGGUUUUCAUUGGAUGCAAAGAGAUGUACAGGAUCCAUUCACCCAAGGGGGCAACGGGGUGUCAGGGGAAUGAGGGGUGGAGGUAGGA
Molecule: messenger RNA, 783 nt
Organism: Phacochoerus africanus (Common warthog)
Lineage: Eukaryota; Metazoa; Chordata; Mammalia; Artiodactyla; Suidae
Gene: TCEAL6
Product: transcription elongation factor A like 6
Source: RefSeq, a predicted model, not a curated record